Myotis daubentonii (Daubenton's bat) is the source of this 3600-nucleotide messenger RNA. RefSeq names its product THO complex subunit 5 (gene THOC5). Lineage: Eukaryota; Metazoa; Chordata; Mammalia; Chiroptera; Vespertilionidae. Gene Ontology annotation, biological process: mRNA export from nucleus. Gene Ontology annotation, cellular component: THO complex part of transcription export complex. Gene Ontology annotation, molecular function: mRNA binding. The record is from RefSeq and is a predicted model, not a curated record.
CGCUUCCGGUCUCCGUGCCUCGCUUCCGGCCUCCGUGCCGCGCUUCCGGCCGCUCGCUCCUUCCUUCCGCUUCUCGAUGGUGCGCGGGCUGCAGUUCCCCCGGCCGGCCGCCUGAAGUCUCCCUGUCUCAGGCUCUGCGAUAGAGUCCCUUCGUGAAGCGAGGAACGUCGGGGUUCACAGAUGGUCAGCGAGGGGCGUCACACGCUCCUGGGAGCAGUCGGCCGUUUCUAACAGGAAUCGGAAAGAGUCGCUUGCUCUUCGGUGCCGCCGUCAUCGGAAGAUCACGCUGUGCCCCCACCCCCACCCCCGCCCAGGACCCACUCCCCAUCGCCUGCAUCGCCUUCCCGGGCUGCGGCCACAGCCACCCCUGAGGUCUCUGCUGUUUCUUCCUGACCUCACCAAACAGCCAUGUCAUCAGAGUCGAGCAAGAAGAGGAAGCCCAAAGUGAUCCGAAGUGAUGGAGCUCCGGCGGAGGGGAAGCGGAAUCGUUCUGACCCCGAGCAGGAAGGCAAAUACUACAGUGAGGAGGCUGAGGUGGACCUGCGAGACCCUGGAAGAGAUUAUGAGCUGUACAAGUACACAUGCCAGGAGCUGCAGCGACUCAUGGCCGAGAUCCAGGACCUGAAGAGCAGGGGAGGCAAGGAUGCGGCAGCUGAGAUUGAAGAUCGCAGGAUCCUGAGCUGUGUUCAUUUCAUGACUCUAAAGAAGCUUAACCGAUUAGCCCACAUCAGGUUGAAGAAAGGACGAGAUCAGACCCAUGAGGCCAAGCAGAAAGUAGACGCCUAUCACCUGCAGCUCCAGAACCUGUUGUAUGAGGUGAUGCACCUGCAGAAGGAGAUCACUAAAUGUCUGGAGUUCAAGUCAAAGCAUGAAGAAAUUGAUCUGGUCAGUGUAGAGGAGUUUUAUCAAGAGGCUCCUUCAGAUAUCAGCAAGGCUGAGAUCACCAUGGGAGACCCUCACCAGCAAACCCUUGCACGUCUGGACUGGGAGCUGGAGCAGCGGAAAAGGUUGGCGGAGAAGUACCGCGAGUCCCUCUCCAACAAGGAGAAGAUCCUCAAGGAGAUCGAAGUGAAGAAGGAAUACCUGAGCAGCCUCCAGCCUCGCCUGAACAGCAUCAUGCAGGCUUCCCUCCCGGUGCAAGAGUACCUGUUCAUGCCUUUUGACCAGGCUCACAAACAAUAUGAGACGGCCAGACACCUGCCGCCUCCCCUCUAUGUCCUCUUUGUCCAGGCCACUGCGUAUGGGCAGGCCUGUGCUCAUAGGAAACCCUCCCAGCCCCCUAGACAGGAUAAAACACUGUCGGUGGCGAUCGAAGGCAGUGUGGACGAAGCCAAGGCCCUGUUUAAACCUCACGAGGAAUCCCAAGAUGACGAGAGCGACUCGGAUGCCGAGGAGGAGCAGACCACGAAACGCCGGCGACCCACACUGGGAGUUCAGUUGGAUGACAAACGCAAGGAGAUGCUGAAGAGGCACCCGCUGUCCGUCAUGCUGGACCUGAAGUGCAAAGAUGACAGUGUGCUUCACCUGACGUUCUACUAUCUCAUGAACCUCAACAUCAUGACAGUAAAAGCCAGAGUGACAACUGCCACGGAGCUGAUCACCCCCAUCAGUGCAGGUGACUUGCUGUCUCCUGACUCAGUCCUGAGCUGUUUGUAUCCUGGGGAUCAUGGAAAGAAAACGCCGAAUCCAGCCAAUCAGUACCAGUUUGAUAAAGUGGGCAUCCUGACUUUGAGAGACUACGUGCUUGAUUUAGGCCACCCCUACUUGUGGGUACAGAAGCUGGGUGGCCUCCACUUCCCUAAAGAGCAGCCCCAGCCCACGGUGAUCGCUGACCACUCGCUGAGCUCCAGCCACAUGGAGACCACCAUGAAACUGCUAAAGACCAGAGUGCAGUCCCGCCUGGCCCUCCACAAACAGUUCGCGUCCCUGGAACAUGGCAUUGUACCAGUUACUAGCGAUUGCCACUACCUCUUCCCUGCAAAGGUUGUCUCUCGCCUGGUGAAGUGGGUGACGAUUGCCCAUGAGGAUUACGUGGAGCUGCAUUUCACCAAAGACAUUGUGGAGGCAGGACUGGCUGGGGACACCAAUCUCUACUACAUGGCACUCGUGGAAAGGGGCACAGCCAAACUCCAGGCAGCUGUGGUGCUGAACCCCGGCUACUCCUCCAUCCCACCCAUUUUCCAGCUCUGUCUGAACUGGAAAGGGGAGAAAACCAGCAGCAAUGAUGACAACAUUCGGGCCAUGGAGAGCGAGGUCAACGUGUGCUACAAGGAGCUGUGUGGGCCCCGGCCCGGCCAUCAGCUCUUGACCAACCAGCUGCAGCGCCUGUGCGUGCUGCUGGACGUCUACCUGGAAACUGAGAUCCACGAUGACAGCGUGGAGGGACCCAAGGAGUUUCCCCAGGAGAAGAUGUGUCUGCGGCUUUUCAGGGGUCCCAGCAGGAUGAAGCCGUUUAAAUAUAACCAUCCUCAGGGAUUCUUCAGCCAUCGCUGACCUGCUCGGCCUGUGGUUCCCUGGGCCCUCGGUGCUGUGCCUCCGCUUCCUCUUCUGUCCACAUGUGGCUCCUGAUAGUCUCCAAAGGCAGGUUUUAUAUUUCUAGCCAAUUAAAGUGUCAUCUGACCAAGUGGCCUUUGUCUGGUGGCUCUUUUGGGAGGAGGGGGUGGCUUUGCAGUCUGUACGGGCCAGUAGGAGCCACAGCACGGUGUGAAAGAGCAUUUGUGGGUAGACUUUCUCCGGGUGGCCAACCCCACCUUAUUCGUUUCUGCUUUGGGCAGUCCUCAUUAUCUAGGUCAAGCAUGUCAAACUCAAGGCUAACAUCGGCCAAGUAAACGAGGCAUGGGGCCUGCGGGCCGCGAGUUUGACAUGCUUAAUCUAGGUAUUUAUUAUCCUGAGUCCGUGCUAUUAGGAGGUGGCAGGGGAAACCAAAUCAGCGUAGCACAAAACCCAAAGCUCUUCUUUCCCCUCCCCUCAUCUCUCCACUGGACCUGUCGUGUCGGUGUCUCUCAUGGCCACAUUCUCUGAUCGUUGCAUGUCAUGAACGUCUGACAGUGCAGUGCACAUAGGAGACAAAUACAUCACCAAGAAUAAUUGUAAAUCGUGCAGGAUUUGGUGAAGUCGAUGAGUGAUUUUGGAGACUCACAUGCAGAGCUACCACCCACUGAGGCUCUGGCAGAGUGAGGCCAGGUGGCAUCCGAGAAUCUUCAUGAUGAAGACAGGCGGAGUGCCUCCAAAAAUAAUGAUCUGACUCUCAAAGGAUUAAGAGAAGUCCUGGGGAAAUAGGUAACACCUUCUAAAACGUUUGCAAAAUUACCUCCUUGUAAUCCUGCAAAAGUCGAAUGAAGUGAAGGGUGGCAUCAAGUGUUCUUGGGCAGGUCCAUCUGAAAAAUUAUACUCCUCCAAAUCAGUACCCUGUUCAUUCUUUAUUCAUUUUAACAAGUCAGAUAUAAAGAUGUAAAAAUAUAUGAGAAUUAUUACCUAGUUGCAAGUAUAAUCUAAAGUUUGCUAGCUACAAGAUAAGUUUCUUUCAGCUUUAUUGAGAUAUAAUUGACAUAACAAUGUGUAAGUUUCAGGUGUACAACUUGAUUUUUUGUAUAUUGCACA